UCCCAAAGGGUUGAUACAUGCGCACGAAAAGGUAGACAUGCGCUGUAUAGCGAUUUAGGAAUAAGAACGGUGCUAAAACAAAGAAUUUUUAACCAAAACAAACAUGGGCACGCAGUAGUGAUAGAAAACGUCUUCCUUACUUUCUUACUAUAUAUAUUAUACCAUAUAUUUUUAAAAUCGCACAAAGAUGAGCCCUGGACUGGGUCAUGACCCUUUGCCUUCCUAUAACGUCACGUCAAUAGGUAAUACCGCACUGUGCCUAUGGCAACAGCCACAACACAUAUUAUUCCAGUUAGCGAAUUUCUGCUUUGCACUAUCUUACUCAGCACCGUCCUCGAAGAAGGGUAUAUUGUUUAUGCACUCAGUUUUAAUCGUCGGUUUCAUGUUACUGUCCGGAUGGGCAUGGCACGUGAUCUGUGCGCCAGAUAUCUUCUCCUGGAAUUUUACUUUCUUAUUGUUAAAUAUUGGACAGUUGGUUUAUAUCGUUUAUCAAAUGAGACCGGUCAGGUUCGAUCCUGAAUUGGAGGAGGUCUAUCACACACUUUUCUAUCCUUUUAAAGUAUCAAGAGCACAAUUUAAAAGACUAGUAUCCCCAGAGCUCGCAACGGUGAUGUCCCUUCAUACUGGUGAAGCAUAUGCGAUGCAAAACUUAACUAAAACAGACAGACUAGGUCUAUUACUCAGUGGUAAAGUCAACGUUCUUAGUGACACCAACUUUUUACAUCCAAUUCUACCCUGUGAAUUUUUAGACUCGCCAGAAUUUGAGAGUUCUAGAGCAUCGAGAGAUGAUAAAUUUAAGGUCUCAAUAGUUGCUGCUAGUUCUUGUAGAUACGUCUACUGGCAAAGAUCAGCUUUGGAAUAUCUUCUUGUUAAAGAAGCCUAUCUUGCAACAGUCUUAACAACUUUAGUUGCAAGAGACAUUGCUACCAAAUUAUAUGCAAUGAACAAUAAGAUAGUUACAGAAAAAGGUUCGCAUUUGGAUAUUCGAUUGCCUACUAUUAACGCUGGAAUAGGACUCAGUGGUGAUCAUAGAAGUCCACGAACUUCUAGACAAACUUUGAUACAUAGAAAAGAUACAAACCCUACUUCCAAUAAUGUGGCUGGUGCUAAACCCAAAGAAAGAACGACAAACAAUUUAAGUAAAAAGGGUGCACCUAACAUGGAACCCCUGCCAGAAUUACCGUCCUGUGAUGAUCUCGCAUCGAGUGGUGUAGAAAGUUGGCUGGAUUCGUCCAGCAAAUAUCAUAGCUGUGAAAUUGUUGAUGAAGAGUGACGGUACGCUUAUCAUGCAAGCUACCAUUGUCCAAUGGACGAGCAAAAAUGCAUCGAACCUAAUUGUCUCCUUUAUGAGAUGAUUACGCGAGAAGUUUAACAAUUUUUUAGUCCAAUUUGAUGAUAUAUAUAAGAAGGAAAAUUUUUAGGGAAGAUAAAUUAUUAAAAUAUAAACAUACAAGAGAUGAGAAAAAGAGAGGAAAUAGAAGUACGACAGAAGACUGCAAAUUUUUUCAAUUACCAGGUAGAAGUUAACUUUGUCAUGUUGUGUAUGAAUGCACCAAAACUAAUUUAUAACUUGAGAACGAAUACUCAACCAAUCAAUGAUGAGAUUGGAAACGUGAUAUUAUGUUUAUAAUGAAACUGGAAAAUGUAAAAAUAAUAGGUAAUUUGAUCGACGAUCGUUGCAAUUGUUGCUGUGUGUUUCUAGAAAAAAUAAAAAAAAAUAAAAAGUUCGUUAUUAUAUAUUAUAUAUAUAUAUAUAUACAUAUACAUACAUAUAUCUCCAGUUGGACAGGCACACAAAGGAAUGGUCAAUUUUAUGAAAAAUACGAAAAAGAUAAAUUAUAUAUAUAUACAUAUAUAUAUGUAUAUAUAUAUAUAU
Polistes dominula (European paper wasp) is the source of this 1876-nucleotide messenger RNA. RefSeq names its product popeye domain-containing protein 3. Lineage: Eukaryota; Metazoa; Arthropoda; Insecta; Hymenoptera; Vespidae. Gene Ontology annotation, molecular function: cAMP binding. Gene Ontology annotation, biological process: skeletal muscle tissue development; regulation of membrane potential; striated muscle cell differentiation. The record is from RefSeq and is a predicted model, not a curated record. Gene Ontology annotation, cellular component: sarcolemma.